UUGUUGACCACAAACGGCGCUGAUUUCACAGCCGUUCACUGCUCCGCUUAUACAUGCUCGUACCGUCCUGAAGUCAGUGUCGCCGACACUUGCAAACGAGGAGUUUGCUUUCACAAAGUGAGAAUGCUUAACUCUGUGGGACUGAGCCUUGUGGUGCUGCUUUCAGCGGUGGGAGCAGCCGCGGUGGAGAGAGCGGAGUAUGACUACUACAAAUACCAUCCCAUGCCGGAGAUCACCAACUGGAUGGCUCAGGUUGCGAAGGAUAACCCCGAUGUUGUGACCGUGUUGGAAUACGGACUGACCUAUGAGAAGAGGACUAUUAGCUUGCUCAAGAUCGGCGUAAAUACAGGAGCGAAAAAGAAAGCUAUCUGGAUGGACUGUGGUAUUCACGCCAGGGAAUGGAUCGCCCCGGCCUUCUGCCAGUACUUUGUCAGACAGAUCCUGCAUGCGUACAAAACCGACCCAAAAAUGCAACAGAUGAUGAAGAACAUGGACUUCUACGUGACCCCUGUGCUCAACAUGGACGGCUACAUCCACUCCUGGAAGGACAACACAACUCGACUGUGGAGGAAGAACAGGUCACCAGGACCUUCAGGCUGCGACUGCUACGGCACCGAUCUCAACCGCAACUUUGACGCCACCUGGGGCACGAUCGGGGUAUCAUUUAACUGCUGCUCACAAAUCUACUGCGGGAGCAAACCUGCGUCCGAGCCCGAGGCCCAGGCCGUAGCUAAUUUGGUAGGAAGCCGGAAGGAGGACUACCUGUGUUUCCUCACCAUCCACUCCUACGGCCAGCUGCUCCUGGUUCCCUAUGGAAACCCCAACUACACCGCCUCCAACUACAAUGAGCUGAUGGAGGUGGGUUUGGGUGCCGCAGACGCCAUUCGGAGGGUCCACGGGAUGAACUACACCGUAGGAACCUCACCGGAUGUUUUGUACGCCAACUCUGGUUCAUCCAGAGACUGGGCUCGGAUGCAGGGGAUCCCCCUCGCGUACACCUUUGAGCUGAGAGACAACGGCACAUUCGGCUUCGAGCUUCCCGAGGAUCAGAUCCAGCCGGCCUGUGAGGAGGCCUACAGCGGAGCCCUGCACAUCAUCAACUACGCCCACGACAAGACCUUUAACGGUGCCGUGGCGACCACUGCUGCAACGCUGUGGACCGUGCUGUUAGCAGUGGGUGUCACCGGCACCCAGCUCUAGAUGACACAACGUUUUAGGAUUUUAGGAAAAAUAAUUUGUUGAUAAGUUAUAAUCAAAAGUCUGGAAAUGUAUCUGUUGAUGAAUAACAAUGCACCCUUGGUUCAGCUAUUAUAAAACUGCUGUGAAGUGUCUUUGAAUGAUCUGAAUUGUCUGUUAAUAAACUUCCCAUGUAUAUUUUUAUAUCAUUGAAUCAAUAUAAACAUUAUCUGGCGCCAAAGAGUUAUAAAAAGAUUAUUUUUUUGUGUAUUUUAAACACUUGUGAAACCAAUUCGCCCAUCGAAAUUGCAUUUUAUUUGUUGCUUUCCAAUAAAUGACAAUCUGUACGUCA
Molecule: messenger RNA, 1528 nt
Organism: Sebastes umbrosus (honeycomb rockfish)
Lineage: Eukaryota; Metazoa; Chordata; Actinopteri; Perciformes; Sebastidae
Product: carboxypeptidase O-like
Exons: 10
Biological process (GO): proteolysis
Molecular function (GO): metallocarboxypeptidase activity; zinc ion binding
Source: RefSeq, a predicted model, not a curated record